AUGGGUUGGUCUUAUCCUCACAUAUCCCUUGAAGAUCUAAUUAAACUUGUAAAAGCUUUCGUCGACGUGUUGAUUCUGGCUUCUGGGUAUCAAUCAACCGGCCGCCAUGCGCACUGGGAUACCUAUAAUAUCAAGAAAGCCUUCCAAUGGGCUACAUUUCUUCAGAAUGUGUUUAAGGACUUGACAUGCUCGAUAGAUUAUGAGGAUUCCAUCGAGGAAGUUGAUGCAGCUUUAUCUGAAUUGACAUCCAGUCAAUAUUUCCCUCAGGGUCUUGCACAUCUUUCUUCCACGACCCUUAUUAGAGCAAGCAAUCUUAUUGUAAAACACCUGAUCCACACAUUGCCCUUGAGGGAGUCAAAUCUCAGAGCUACAAUAGCGGCCGCUAUUGAGAUGGAUUUCGAUGCUACUCCAAGUGAAAAACAUGGGAAUUGGAUGGAUGGUGGUUUUAGUAGGUGUGCUAUACAAGAAUUUGAAAGCAGGCAACAUGCAGUGUCGUGCAUAUCUGUUGUGCAGACAGGUUUAGGAAUUCUCUCAAAGGCCAUUGGACAAAGCCUGUGCAAUGAGCCUGAAGAACCACCAGUGAAAUCAGUUGUAUGGAAUCAAUGGAGAUCGAGAAAUCUAUCAUACAUGCUUGACAAGCGAACUAUGAGGCUGGUCUCUGGUGCCAGUUUGAUUUUUUCUGCUCCUAAAGACCAAUGGAUUCAAAUUCUAGGACGACUCAAUGUUUCAGCAGAAACUGAUGAUGAUUUAUCUGAAACAAUAGAACUCUUGUCAAUAGGGUGUAUUGCUGAUAGAUGGAGUUCUCUAAUUGAUCAAUUAAUGUCAAGUUCUUAUGAAUCUCUUCCCAUUUCCAAGCUAUAUCAUAAUGUGCACAGCAUAUCACUUGGAAGAUCUCAAGACCUUUGUUCUAAUGCAGGCUCAUUGAACUCAAAGGAAAAAAAUGUUCUGGACUAUUUGGAAGUUUUGCUGAGCAAUCAACCCAACCAAUUGUGGAAACUGCCCCCCAUCGUUGCAGCAGUUGCAAUUCCUUCCUGGUCACAGCUCUUCAAAUCAUAUCUAAGUAAAAUAGAGAGUCAAUUCAGAGAAGAUUCUUUGACUACCAGAUGCUGUAGUUGUACUACUGACGGGAAGGAGCACAGAGAAUGUGAGGUGGCGGAGAGAAUUUGGUGCCUCUAUGUCAUCCAUGUCAACCGAUCCCAUAGAACAUUCGGUGCCGAUUCUGUUUGA
This is a messenger RNA of Fraxinus pennsylvanica, 1227 nucleotides long. The record is from the annotation of a GenBank genome assembly. Lineage: Eukaryota; Viridiplantae; Streptophyta; Magnoliopsida; Lamiales; Oleaceae.